Molecule: messenger RNA, 810 nt
Organism: Melozone crissalis (California towhee)
Lineage: Eukaryota; Metazoa; Chordata; Aves; Passeriformes; Passerellidae
Gene: RNF115
Product: ring finger protein 115
Exons: 3
Biological process (GO): ubiquitin-dependent protein catabolic process; protein ubiquitination; positive regulation of DNA-templated transcription
Cellular component (GO): cytoplasm; nucleoplasm
Molecular function (GO): ubiquitin protein ligase activity
Source: RefSeq, a predicted model, not a curated record
CUCCUGGGCCAGCUGGAGAACACAGGACCCCCCCCAGCAGACAAGGAGAAGAUCUCGUCGCUCCCAACGGUGCCGGUGACGCAGGAACAAGUCGACACGGGGCUGGAGUGCCCGGUGUGCAAGGAGGAUUACACCGUGGCCGAGCAGGUGCGGCAGCUCCCCUGCAACCACGUCUUCCACAGCAGCUGCAUCGUGCCCUGGCUCGAGCUGCACGACACGUGUCCGGUGUGCAGGAAGAGCCUCAAGGGCGAAGAUUCCAGCAGGCAAAUCCCAAACGCCGGCGCCUCCGACAGCCCAGUGCAGGAGAGAUGGACAUUCUGACCCUCCUGGCAAAGGUUCUGCAGCGUUCCAGAAGGUUCCAGGGCCGUCCCAGCUCGAGGGGUGCGUUGAGAAUUCCACCAGACCCCCCCCAGUAGCAGGAAUUAGGGGGCCCCACCCUGUGGGAUCGCAGCACCGAGCGCUCUCCUCCCAGGAAUUUUUCCUUCUGCUCCACGGAAUUGCCUCGUUAGCCCUAAGUUGGGAAGGUUUUUGGGAGUGUUUUGGGUUCAUUUUUUUUGUAUCAGAAAAGGUUUUUUUUUUUUUUUUUUUUUUUUGUUUCCAGUAGGGGCCCGAUCCGAAGAGGGGUUGCAUCCCUCGUAGCCUUCUCUGGAAAAAGGUUGGGAUCGAAAAAGGGGAUUUUUGGGAUCUUCCUGCACUCCAGGAGGUUGGAGUUGGAGCCACGAGAGAUUUUAUUGCCCCAGUUUGGGAUGGGAUCCUCGGGGGUCUGUGAAAUCAUGGCAGGUGGAAGGAGGAAGGUUCUGGAAGCCUCAG